AUGGACGGUGACCCUGCUGUCGAGCCGCAGCUCGACCCGUUCAGCCGGGUGUUUCCUUUGCCGUACCGCGUGGGCUUCAUCGUGACGCUCGCUGUCUGGGGUUGGGGCCUCAACCUUCACGGGCUCUACCUGCACAAGAUCGACGUGCCAGCGCUGAUACGAUAUCCCGGACGCACCUCGCCGCAUCAUGUCCCGCACCACCACUCGACGUACCGGCUCGCCACAGUGCUGUCGGUCCUCUUCGGCGUCUCCAUCCUCCUCUUCUGGCUCGUCACGUGGAGCGUGCCGGCGCGCGUUGUCGCCUACGACUGGAUACCGAUGACAUACCUUGUCGCCGUCGUGGCCAUCUUCGUCGUGCCCCUCAGGCACCUUCCAAGCGGCGGGCGACACCGAUUCCUCGCGACUCUACGCCGGGUGAGCAUUGGCGGCAUAGCUGAAGCGCAAGACGGCAAGUUUGGGGACAUCUUGCUUGCCGACGUGUUGACAUCGUACGCCAAGGUGUGCGGCGACUUAUUUGUCACCGUAUGCAUGUUUUUCAGUAGCGGAGGGUCGUCUACGGAACGACCUGAUCGCAAUUGUGGAGGCACUGUGAUCGUGCCGCUCCUCAUGGCGGUGCCAAGCGCGAUUCGGUUCCGGCAAUGCAUGAUCGAAUACUUGCGCGUGCGACGCGCGCCAUACAAGGAAUCCGUUGGCUGGGGAGGGCAACACUUGGCCAAUGCACUCAAAUACUCUACGGCGUUCCCGGUCCUCAUCACGAGCUCGUUGCAACGGAACGCACAGGGCGACGCUGCCAAGGCCGCCUACAACAGGGCGUGGCUGGUCGCGGUCCUGGCCAACUCCCUCUACUCCUUCUACUGGGACGUUGCAAAGGAUUGGGACCUGACCCUCUUUUCCACGCGGCGAGCGCGCACCUCGCCGCAUCACCCGUGGGGUCUGCGCGACAGGCUCGUCUUCCGAUCCGCGACCAUCUACUACGUGGUAAUCGGCAUGGACUUGAUGCUGCGGUGCAGCUGGUCGAUGAAGCUGAGCCCGCACCUCGACCGGUUCAGCGACUUUGAAAGCGGCAUCUUCCUUAUAGAGUUUCUCGAGGUGUUUCGGCGCUGGAUCUGGAUAUUUUUCCGCGUGGAAACGGAAUGGCUCCGGAACUCGUCGACGGGCCUCGGGGUCGACGACAUCCUCUUGGGCAAUUUUCAGGGAAAGGACGACGACGACGAUUAG
This is a messenger RNA of Purpureocillium lilacinum, 1218 nucleotides long. RefSeq names its product protein-ER retention protein. Gene Ontology annotation, cellular component: cytoplasm; membrane. The record is from RefSeq and is a predicted model, not a curated record. NCBI's taxonomy places the organism in Eukaryota, Fungi, Ascomycota, Sordariomycetes, Hypocreales, Ophiocordycipitaceae.